This is a messenger RNA of Ilex paraguariensis (yerba mate), 939 nucleotides long. The record is from the annotation of a GenBank genome assembly. NCBI's taxonomy places the organism in Eukaryota, Viridiplantae, Streptophyta, Magnoliopsida, Aquifoliales, Aquifoliaceae.
AUGAAGUUCAACAGCAAAUGCUGGUUUACAGGAACUUCUUACUGCGUAUACAUAUUAGCUACAAGUGAAUUCAAAAUAGAGCUUCUUGCUGUAGUACCAUAUCUUUCAAUUACUGAAGCUCUUGAUGCAGCUAAAGAUAUUUUUGCGGAAAAUGCAAAACGAUUUUACAAGAUUAAUGUUGCUGUAAAAUCUUUUGAUUCAAAAAACGUCAUAUCUCCCAAUUUUGUGAAGAUAGAGACUAACACCCCGCAAAGAGAUGUCGUGCUUGUUCGCCUUGUUUGGGUUGAUGCUUCUGGACAGCACAGGUGCCGUGUUAUUCCAGAAAAACGCUUCAAAGAUUCCGUUAAGAAAAAUGGUGUUGGUUUAACUGUAGCUUGUAUGGCAAUGAGUUCAGCAACUGAUGGUCCUGCUGUUGGGACUAAUCUGAGUGCAGUGGGUGAGAUCAGACUGAUACCUGAUUUAUCAACCAAAUGCAGAAUUCCAUGGGCAACACAAGAGGAAAUGGUUUUGGCUGAUAUGUAUCUUAAACCUGGCGAAGCAUGGGAAUAUUGCCCAAAAGAAGCUUUACGCAGAGUUUCCAAAGUUUUGAAAGAUGAAUUUAACUUGGUAAUGAACGCAGGAUUUGAAAUUGAGUUUUUCCUCUUAAAGAGUGUGCUAAGGGAGGGGAAAGAGGAAUGGGUACCUUUUGACACUACACCAUACUGCUCUACGUCCUCAUUUGAUGCUGCUUCUCCUUUACUUCAUGAAGUUGUAGCUGCUCUCGAGUCCUUGAAUAUUACAGUGGAACAGCUACAUGCAGAAUCAGGGAAAGGUCAGUUUGAAUUGGCACUGGGGUACACAGAGUGUACUGUUGCUGCUAACAACUUGAUAUUCACGCGCGAAGUUAUCAGGGCUGUUGCAAGGAAAUAUGGAUUGUUGGCUACUUUUGUGCCAAAGUAG